AUGGCUUCCAAGUGCAUAUUUCCUACUAUCAGUGAAGACAUACCGCUCAACACGCCCGUGCGGUACUACCCAAGGGUGGACGACGAGUUCCUUAAAGUAACAAAGACGAAGCUAUCGCUUACGAGAUAUCCCGAAGAGCAAGAUGGCGUAGCAGAAGACGACUGGUCGCAAGGCGCAAAAGUGAAGGAGGUGCGGCGGCUGGCACGCUUCUGGCAAGAUAAGCAUGACUGGAAAGCACAAGAGGACAGGAUCCAACAAAUGUCUGAGCACUUCCUCGUCAGACUCGAUGUCCCCGGCUACGGCAUUCUGGACCUCCACUUCCUGCAUCAGAGAAGCAAGAGCUCGAACGCAAUCCCACUCCUCUUCUGCCACGGCUGGCCCGGCUCCUUCCUCGAAGCUCGCCACGUCCUUACGCCCCUCACAACGCCCUCCCCCCAGCAUCAAGACCUCGCCUUCCACGUUAUCGUGCCCUCCAUCCCCGGCUUCGGCUUCUCUCCCGCCCCCCGCCGGCCCGGUCUCGGUCCCACCAUCCUCGCCCGCGCCUACAAGCAGCUGAUGACCUCCGUGCUGGGCUACACCUCCGGCUUCGCGACCCAAGGCGGCGACUUUGGCGCUUUUGUUAGCCGGAGCAUCGCACUGCAGUAUCCUGAUCUCGUGCUCGCACAGCACCUGAACAUGUUUCCCGUGCCAGCGCCCACGCUUCUGCGGGCCCCGAAAGCCUACCUCCGGUGGUGCCUCUCCUGUUUCCUCUACUCCGACUUCGAAAAAAGUUCCUUGGAAGUACGGACGAACUUCGAGCACGACCAAAGCGGCUACCUCGACGCCCAAAAGACGCGGCCGCAGACACUCGGCUUCGCGCUGGGCGACUCCCCGGUAGGGCUGCUGGCGUGGUUCGUGGAGAAGUUCCAUGACUGGGUUGACGUUAAGGGGAACCGCGCACUAGAGGACGCGGAGAUCAUCGACCUUGUCAUGAUGCACUGGAUCCAGGGCGCGACGCCCGGGCUAAGGUUUUAUCGGGAGGCGUUCUGGGGCGGGAGACGAGAUGCGGAGGAGACGUUUGAGAGGUGGGUGGGGGUGCCGACGGGGGUGAGUAUGUACGCGAGGGAGCAGUUGCAUUGUCCCCGAGAUUGGGCUGCCCAGGUGGCCAACAUUGUGUUCUGGCGUGAACAUGGCGCUGGAGGUCAUUUUUCGAGUCUCGAGCGCCCGGAGCAGUUUGUUGAGGACAUGCGCGCGUUUUUCGAGUGUCCGGCUGUCCAGAAAUCAGUAGAUAGCCAUUUGGGUUGUGCGACAGCUAAGAUGUAG
Messenger RNA from Coniosporium apollinis CBS 100218, 1302 nucleotides. RefSeq lists its product as uncharacterized. Gene Ontology annotation, biological process: epoxide metabolic process. The record is from RefSeq and is a predicted model, not a curated record. The transcript has 3 exons. The coding region runs from base 1 to 1302 and encodes 433 amino acids. Lineage: Eukaryota; Fungi; Ascomycota; Dothideomycetes. Gene Ontology annotation, molecular function: epoxide hydrolase activity.